AUGGGAGACUCUUGGGAGGAUGACUGGGAUAGCGACAGCUUCCAGGUGAAGCUGCCCGGCGGCGGAGACGCCGAUGGCUUGACGGCGGGCCAGGCCGCGCUCGCGGCCGCGGUUUACGACCCCUCGAAGUUCGCGGACGAGGACGAGUCCGGCGCGGAGCCCACGGGGAGGCAGACGCAAGCCCCUGCCUCGCGCCCCAAGAACGAGGCCAAGAAGAAGAUCGGCGCCGGGAAGGAGCACAUAGGCAUGGACGACGUCCCCCUGGACGACCCGGAGGCGGAGCGCCUGCGGCAGCAGCGGCGCGUCGAGGAGGCCGACCUCCGCGCGGCGCAGGAGCUCUUCGCAGGCACGGGGAUCAAGAGCGAGCUGGACGGGUUCGUUCCGAAGAGCAAGGGCGAUUUCGAGCGGUGGGGGGAGAUCGUCGCGAAGGAGCACGUGCUGCUGUGGCACGGGCAGCCCGGGGCGCACUACAAGGCGCUGUGCAAGGUGCUGAUGCGGCAAAUGAUCGACAAGAUGACGCUGGUGGAGGUGAAGGACAUGGAGAAGGAGCUCGUGGAGGUGCGGAAGCUGAAGGAGAAGGAGGAGGCGGAGCGGAAGGCGGCGGGCACGAAGAAGGGCGGGAAGAAGUUUGCCAACAAGAUCAACUUGGGGUCGACCGCGGGGCUCGACGACGACCGGUACGACGACGCGGGGGCCGGGGACGACUUCGACUUCAUGUGA
This is a messenger RNA of Pedinophyceae sp. YPF-701, 720 nucleotides long. The record is from the annotation of a GenBank genome assembly. Lineage: Eukaryota; Viridiplantae; Chlorophyta; Pedinophyceae.